GCCAGUAUCCUGCUGACCUCAAGGAGCAGGUGACAAAGGCCUUGGCUCUGGUUGAAACAAGGACCGGGCGCAAGUUCGGAGAUGCCACGAAUCCCUUGCUUGUUUCGGUGCGCUCCGGCGCGCGGGCCUCCAUGCCUGGGAUGAUGGACACUGUUCUGAACUUGGGCCUGAAUGACGCGACGGCGGAGGCGCUUGCCAAGCAGUCCGGAGACCGGCGUUUUGCUUUUGACAGCUAUCGCCGCUUUGUGCAGAUGUACUCAGAUGUGGUGCUUGGCAUCGAGCUGCACAACUUCGAGAAGCUUUUGGAGAGGUCCAAGAAGAAGCGAGGUGUGACGCAAGACCACGAGCUCCAGCCAAAGGACUUGGAGCAGCUGGUCAAGGACUACAAGGCUUGUGUUUAUCUGCAGCUCGGGGAGGAGUUCCCGGAGGAUCCGCAACAGCAACUCUGGGGUGCUGUGGGCGCUGUUUUUGGCUCCUGGAUGAACCAGAGGGCCAAGACCUACCGGAAGCUGCAUGACAUCCCGGAGGAGUGGGGCACGGCCGUGAACGUUCAGGCGAUGGUCUUCGGCAACAUGGGCAGCGACUGCGCAACGGGAGUUGCCUUCACCCGCAAUCCUUCCAACGGCGCCAAGGAUUCCUACGGAGAGUUCCUGGUCAACGCUCAGGGUGAG
Molecule: messenger RNA, 671 nt
Organism: Symbiodinium necroappetens
Lineage: Eukaryota; Dinophyceae; Suessiales; Symbiodiniaceae
Source: the annotation of a GenBank genome assembly